This is a messenger RNA of Paralichthys olivaceus (Japanese flounder), 2127 nucleotides long. Its product is annotated as V-type proton ATPase catalytic subunit A-like. Gene Ontology annotation, cellular component: proton-transporting V-type ATPase, V1 domain; lysosomal membrane. The record is from RefSeq and is a predicted model, not a curated record. Gene Ontology annotation, biological process: ATP metabolic process; proton transmembrane transport. Lineage: Eukaryota; Metazoa; Chordata; Actinopteri; Pleuronectiformes; Paralichthyidae. Gene Ontology annotation, molecular function: ATP hydrolysis activity; ATP binding; proton-transporting ATPase activity, rotational mechanism.
CUCUCAACCGGACUUGUGUUCGGUAACACGAAGCUGCUGUCUGUGUGUAAAACAUGUCGCAGUCGACGACACGACAUCCAAACGUGUUGUCAUCAACACUGGGGGGGGAAACAGCGGAGGGUUGGUUUUAAAGCCUCUGCUGAGUUAGCUUUAGCUCACCGCGCUAACGCUGCUGGACCUGGAGGUUCAGUUCACUGACACCGUGUUAUGGUGGAUCAUAAAUCCAGUCAUCCCUCUGUGCUGCGUGGACUACUCAGGACAGAAACCAUCAAGAUGGACACCUCUAAACUUCCUAAGAUCCGGGAUGAGGAGCGAGAGAGCCAGUUUGGAUAUGUGCAUGGGGUUUCUGGACCAGUGGUGACAGCAACUGCGAUGGCAGGAGCAGCCAUGUACGAGCUUGUCCGUGUCGGUCACAGUGAGCUGGUGGGAGAAAUCAUCCGUUUAGAGGGAGACAUGGCGACGAUCCAGGUCUACGAGGAGACUUCCGGUGUGUCUGUGGGUGACCCUGUCCUGCGAACAGGAAAACCCCUCUCUGUAGAGCUGGGACCUGGAAUCAUGGGCUCCAUCUUUGAUGGUAUCCAGCGUCCACUAAAAGAUAUCAAUGACCUCACUCAAAGUAUCUACAUCCCGAGAGGAGUAAACAUCAGCGCUCUUAACAGAGAUAUCAAGUGGGACUUUUCCCCUGGCCAGAACCUUAGGGUUGGCAAUCACAUGACAGGCGGAGAUAUCUACGGCAUGGUUUUUGAAAAUUCCCUAAUUAGGCACAAGCUGAUGAUUCCACCUCGCAACAGAGGCACCGUCACCUACGUGGCCCCCCCAGGAAACUACGACAUUUCAGAUGUGGUUCUAGAGCUUGAAUUUGAAGGUGUGAAGGAGAAGUUCACUAUGGUGCAGGUGUGGCCAGUACGACAAAUCCGCCCCGUAACCGAGAAACUACCUGCUAAUCAUCCGCUGCUGACUGGUCAAAGAGUUCUGGAUGCACUUUUCCCUUGCGUGCAGGGCGGCACCACUGCCAUACCUGGAGCCUUCGGAUGUGGCAAGACGGUGAUCUCUCAGUCCUUGUCCAAGUAUUCCAACAGUGAUGUCAUUGUCUAUGUCGGUUGCGGAGAGCGUGGAAAUGAAAUGUCUGAAGUACUGCGAGAUUUCCCUGAGCUAACUAUGGAAGUUGAUGGAAAGACUGAGAGCAUCAUGAAGAGAACAGCACUGGUUGCUAAUACAUCUAACAUGCCUGUGGCUGCCAGAGAGGCUUCUAUUUAUACAGGUAUCACAUUAUCAGAAUACUUUCGAGAUAUGGGUUAUAAUGUGAGCAUGAUGGCUGACUCCACGUCUCGAUGGGCUGAAGCUCUGAGAGAAAUCUCUGGAAGAUUGGCUGAGAUGCCCGCCGACAGCGGAUACCCUGCUUACCUGGGUGCCAGGCUCGCCUCCUUCUACGAGCGUGCUGGCCGUGUGAAGUGUCUGGGAAAUCCAGAGAGAGAAGGCAGCGUCAGCAUCGUCGGAGCUGUGUCGCCCCCUGGUGGAGACUUCUCAGAUCCUGUCACUUCAGCCACAUUGGGAAUCGUUCAGGUGUUCUGGGGUUUGGACAAAAAGCUGGCCCAGAGAAAACACUUCCCCUCUGUAAACUGGCUGAUUAGCUACAGCAAGUACACACGAGCUCUGGAUGAAUACUACGACAAACAUUUCCCUGAGUUCGUCGCUCUCCGUACAAAAUCCAAAGAGAUUCUACAAGAGGAGGAGGACCUGGCUGAAAUCGUGCAGCUCGUGGGAAAGGCCUCCCUCGCUGAGAGUGACAAGAUCACUCUUGAAGUUGCUAAACUCAUCAAGGACGACUUCCUGCAGCAGAAUGGUUAUACCCCCUAUGACAGGUUCUGUCCCUUCUACAAAACUGUGGGCAUCCUCUCGAACACGAUCGCUUUCUACGACCUGGCCCGUCACGCGGUGGAGUCCACGGCACAGAGCGACAACAAAAUCACGUGGGCCAUCAUCAAGGAGAACAUGGGAGAGAUCCUGUACAGGAUCAGCUCCAUGAAGUUCAAGGACCCUGUGAAGGAUGGCGAAGCUAAAAUCAAAGCAGACUGCGCUCAGCUGCUGGAAGACAUGCAGAACGCCUUCCGGACCCUGGAGGAAUGA